This is a messenger RNA of Chenopodium quinoa (quinoa), 2699 nucleotides long. Its product is annotated as plant intracellular Ras-group-related LRR protein 9-like. The transcript has 3 exons. Gene Ontology annotation, molecular function: protein binding. Bases 750 to 2270 code for a protein of 506 amino acids. The record is from RefSeq and is a predicted model, not a curated record. NCBI's taxonomy places the organism in Eukaryota, Viridiplantae, Streptophyta, Magnoliopsida, Caryophyllales, Amaranthaceae.
GUAUAAGAUAAGUAUAAAUUGAGGAAAAUAAAACUUAGUAGCAUGUUCUUUAAUCUAAAAAACAUAUAAAUGAAUUAAUUUUAACUUAUUGACAAUCAAGAUAUGACAUUAUUUAUUGAUAAAUUUUGUGCAUCCUCAAUUGUGCCUAUCAAAGUACUCCAUAAUGCAAGAUGCAACCUUUUUUUUUUUUUUUGAACUAUUCACGUAAGUUUAAUAUGCAAUCUCCACCAACAUUCUAUGCGAUUUGAGAUGAUAAAACAAUAGUGCGAUGGAUAGUAGAGUACUACUCCGUAUCUAGGAGUAUGUACCAACCAUUUUACGUGAUGGUGAUGAUACAAUACUAUGACAGUACUACUUAGUAUGUUAUAGGGGUAUGGCCAUAUGGGGUAUCCGACUAUCCGGAUAUGUAAUGCGAAUUGGGGUGACAAAAAUCAUACUACAAGCCCCUCAACAAGUACUGUGUAACAGACACCCUCAUCUGCAACAAAAACAAUUAUUCACUUUACGAGUCUCCACUAAUUUCGUUACCUUCACCAUUUCUAAAUGCUAAUCCACUAAUCCCCCCUAAAAUUCUCCCCUCUUCUCUAAUUAAUCCCUUCCAUCUUCUCAAUCGUCAUCAUCAUUUCAUCCUCUCUCUCUCAAACACACUUUCUCUCUCCUCUCACCUUGAUCAAAUCCUCCAUUUCCAGUAUUCCACCAUCUUCAUCUUCUUCUUCUUCUUCUUCAUCUUUCUCUCUCUUCCUGCAAUCAUGGAUCCAAUCCCCACCAACUUCCCAGUCCUCUCCUACGUCAUGGCUCGAGUCCCAUCACUCUCCUCUCUCCGCCAACCCACCGCACCCUCCCACGACAUCGAACAACCCCCUUCUUCUUCUUCCUCCGCCCCUUUCCAGGACCCCCUCGUCGAAACCAUGCCCCACCUCAAAAACCCCAAGGUCAUGUCCGCCAUGGCCGAAGCCGUCUCCGAGAUCUCCCAAACUCGCUCCAUCCUCCAAGCCCUCGGCGAACGCCCUGAUCACGAAUCCAUCGACAUCGCCAAAUCCAAAGUCGCCGAAAUCGACUCCCUCCUCUCCUCCCAACUCGAGGAAAUCGCCCUCUCCCCUCGCUCCCCCGACGUCGACAGCGAGCGGGAGAAGGCGGAGCGGGAGAAGAUGAUGUAUAAGGCUGUUAUCCAGCUUGAUGAGAUGCAUGAUGCGUAUGAGAAGCUGCUCAGGAGUGCUGAGGAGAAGCUGAUGAAGAUUUAUGAUUCUGCUGUUAGAGAGAAGGAAGGUGGGGUUCGUGAUGGGGACGCCAUUGAUGAAGAGGAGGAGGAGGAAGAAGAAGAUGAGAUGAAUGAGGAUGUUGUUGCGGUUUUGAAGGAUGAAUAUGUUGAGAAGGUUGAUUUGACUGGUAGGAAGUUGAAGAUUCUUCCUGAAGCUUUUGGGAAGCUUCGUCAUCUUGUUUUUCUUAAUUUGUCUAGCAAUCAACUCCAGUCUAUUCCUGACUCUGUAGCCGGGCUGGAAAAUCUUGAAGAGUUUAAUCUGUCCUCCAACUCUCUGCAAUCACUAGCAGACUCUAUUGGUCUGCUCCUUAAAUUGAAGAUCCUCAAUGUGUCUGGCAACAAGCUAACUACCCUUCCUGACAGCAUCAGCCACUGCAGGUCGCUGGUGGAGUUGGAUGCUAGUUUCAAUAACCUAGCAUACUUGCCAACUAACAUAGGUUAUGAGUUGGUGAACUUGAAAAAACUUGCAGUUCAAUACAAUAAGAUCCGUUCUCUUCCAACAUCUGUUGGUGAGAUGAAAUCUCUUCAACACCUGGACGUGCACUUCAAUGAGCUUCAUGGCCUUCCCCUGACAAUUGGCAAACUCAAAAACCUUUUGACUGUAAACCUUAGUGGCAAUUUCAGUGAUAUGAAGGAGUUACCUGAGACAUUUGGCGAACUAAUCAAUCUUGAAGAACUAGACCUGAGCAACAACCAGAUUCAUUCCCUGCCAAAUUCAUUUGGAAGGCUGGAGAAGCUGUCGAAGCUUAAUUUGGAACAGAACCCUAUUGUCAUUCCUCCCGUUGAGGUUGUGAAAGAAGGGGUCGAGGCCGUGAAGCUUUUCAUGGCUAAGAGAUGGGCUGAUCUCCUGUUGGAGGAAGAAGAAAGGAGCAGGCCAGUGACGCAGGAAGGACAGGAGACUGGAUGGUUGAAACGAAGCGUUUCUAAGAUUAAUGAAGUUGUUUCUAAAGCCUCUGAAUAUCUUGGAUCUCCUCGAAGUCCCCAAGACCCUUACCUUGACCAACCUCUAUGAUCAGUAUGCAAACUGACAUGCUCUUCUUUCAUUUUCCUGAUCGUUUUUGUGAGCUAUAAGAAUUUUGCUCAUUUCUGCAACUACGCCGAUGGCCCUCUCCCCAUUUUUUUGUUGGUUACAGACUUACAGCUUGGUACGGGCAGAAAAGUCUUGAUAAAGUUGGUGUUUGCGUAUUGAACACUUUUGACUUAUUCACUAAGUUUUGCAGAUUAGUGUAGGAUAACAGUUUUGUCUGUGUAAUAAGUAUGAAAAUUGCAGUGUGCUAUUUUGGGCUGUUGUGUUAUAUGCAGCUAGCAUUUCUUGGCUUAUAAUGUGGGUACAUAUUGUCAAAAAAUAGUGAUUGUAGUAUCCAUAUUGCAGUUUUAAAAGCAUAGUUUUGAUACUUUUGAAUUUCAACGGUGCUUUACUUAGAUUCAAGUUUUGUUUGUA